Molecule: messenger RNA, 168 nt
Organism: Fusarium verticillioides 7600
Lineage: Eukaryota; Fungi; Ascomycota; Sordariomycetes; Hypocreales; Nectriaceae
Exons: 2
Coding region: 1-168 (55 amino acids)
Source: RefSeq, a predicted model, not a curated record
AUGGAUCAGACUCCUCCUAACAAAUCUAAUUCAAGGCUAGUCGUGGCAACUCGUACAGCUUCACCGAUAUUUGUACUCAUCUUGCCUGUAUUGGAAGCCAAGGAAAAACUGACCCUCUCCACAGCGCACGAGAACGUCCCCACGCCGAAAAGGAACAUGCUUGUAUAA